AAUAGAAUAGGAUCGCAUAUAGAUAAUGAGAAAUAAUCGAUCGAUCGAGUAUAUAAAGCGAAUCUAAAAUUUGACCAGUUAUAUCUAUUGUGACACAGAACAUUUGAACAUUUGUAUUGUUUGUAUUGCUAUCACGGAUACAAGAUGAAAGUCUUCAUCAUUUUUAUCGCGAUAUUCAUGGUUUAUGUAAACUCUGAUCAAAAUCUGAAACCGCAAUGCCCGGAAGAUUUAAAUGAGAACAACACGAUGAUCGUACACCCGUGCAACUGCAGCACGUUCUUCGUCUGCACCACGGAUCCACCAAUUCCUAUGGAUUGCCCCGCUGGUCUUCAAUUCGACGAAAAGAAACAAGUUUGCGACUACAAAUGGCGCGUGAAAUGCAAACCGAGAAAGGAAUGUCCUCAGAAAGCAAAUUCAUUGAACGGAUUGUAACUAUUUACAUAUCUAAAUCGAUAUGGAAAUCUCCGACAUCGAUAUCGCUUGAUCAACGAUUAAUAUUAUACAAAUACCAUACAAUCUAUACCUCUUUCACGUUUCCAUGAAUCUGAGGAAUCUGAAUCGGAAUAAAAGAAAAAUAUUAAAAUAUU
Molecule: messenger RNA, 587 nt
Organism: Apis dorsata (giant honeybee)
Lineage: Eukaryota; Metazoa; Arthropoda; Insecta; Hymenoptera; Apidae
Product: peritrophin-1-like
Exons: 2
Coding region: 145-432 (95 amino acids)
Cellular component (GO): extracellular region
Molecular function (GO): chitin binding
Source: RefSeq, a predicted model, not a curated record